Messenger RNA from Cladophialophora yegresii CBS 114405, 414 nucleotides. RefSeq lists its product as uncharacterized. NCBI's taxonomy places the organism in Eukaryota, Fungi, Ascomycota, Eurotiomycetes, Chaetothyriales, Herpotrichiellaceae. Bases 1 to 414 code for a protein of 137 amino acids. The transcript is spliced from 2 exons. The record is from RefSeq and is a predicted model, not a curated record.
AUGAAUACUCUAACGGCCGUUGUGAGCAGGAUCGGCUGGGGUGUUCUGUGCGUCGCUGGUGGAGGCGCAUACUACUUUGCAAAGAGAUCUAUCAAUGCGGACCGAGCUGCUCGGUUUGAAGCGGAACAGCAGAAAAAGUACCGACAGCAACGCUAUGAAGACAAACAGUACUCGUUCAACAAUGCCCCUGCUACCUCCAAAUCGAAAGUAAGAACGAAAGAUCAGGCAGACCCGUUCACUGGCACGCACAGUACGAAAGGGCUGGAUCAUGCAGGCAGUCCGAGCAGCGAGAUAAGUGAGGAUGCGGCACCGGUCGGUCAUGCGCCAGUAGAUGGCGAGCAGAGGGUGCGCGAGAAGAGCAAAUACGAAGCUGCAGAACCGUUCAGGAGCAAGAAAGGUGACCGCUUAAGCUGA